This is a messenger RNA of Beauveria bassiana ARSEF 2860, 822 nucleotides long. Its product is annotated as DNA polymerase epsilon subunit C. Gene Ontology annotation, molecular function: transcription corepressor activity; protein heterodimerization activity; transcription coactivator activity. Gene Ontology annotation, cellular component: negative cofactor 2 complex; nucleus. Gene Ontology annotation, biological process: positive regulation of transcription by RNA polymerase II; transcription by RNA polymerase II; negative regulation of transcription by RNA polymerase II. Lineage: Eukaryota; Fungi; Ascomycota; Sordariomycetes; Hypocreales; Cordycipitaceae. The transcript has a single exon. The record is from RefSeq and is a predicted model, not a curated record. Bases 1 to 822 code for a protein of 273 amino acids.
AUGUCCGCCGACGACACUUCUUACGCUCCCAAGUCCCCCGACUUCUCUGCUUUCUUCACUUCUGGUUCCACCGACCAAGCGCCACCUCUCGACCUUGGACCCUCAAGUCACGACCAGCAUUUCCAGCCUCCCUCCUUUGGCUACACCUCGUCAUACAUCCCUCCCACCUCGACCAGCUUUAGCCCAGCUUACGGCUUUGACAGCAACUCGUACCAACCACCCGGCCUGCCGCACCAUAAGUCGUUUUCGCAACUAUCUGCUGGUCAGCCAUCCUACGGUCACGAGUAUCCCUUACAAGGCCCAAGUCAGCUUCCCGUGUCGACAGCUACUGCCGACCCGUACCCUCCGACUCUCCGGCAUUCACCCGAUCCCGAACCAGCCGCAAAGAUGCCUCGCAAAGCUGCCAAGGAGCCUUUACCGCCCGCACCUCCCAUUAUUGAUUCGUCCAUGGUCAGGACAAAGUUUCCGACAGCCCGAAUUAAACGGAUUAUGCAGGCCGACGAAGAAGUUGGGAAGGUCGCCCAACAGACGCCUAUCGCGGUUGGCAAGGCGCUAGAGCUCUUCAUGAUCCAACUCGUGUCCAAGAGCGCCGAAGUGGCCAAGGACAAGGGGUCAAAGCGCGUCACCGCGGCCAUGCUCAAGCAAGUGGUCGAGUCAGACGAGCAGUGGGAUUUCCUGCGCGACAUUGUGAGCCGGGUUGAACACGAAAAGGAAGGCCCCAAGAAGGAGGCCAAAACAAAGGUGGAAAGCGAUACCGAAGACGAGCAGCCUAAAAAGAGACGAGGCGAGCGAGGCGCCGGUCGAAAGAAGAAGACAUGUUAG